UACAACAUGGCACCUCAAGUAAAUGACGUGAACCGAGGCUGAAGGCUCGCAGCAAGCCCUAUCGCUGCACCGCAGCUUCAGUGACUGCACGUCAGACACACGGCUUCUCUUGUGUAGUCCAAGUAAUUAUUUUGAUUUGCACAAACAUAGUUCGUAAAUCGUUUGACAAGUGAAGUGCUUAAUCACACCAUUGGUUAUGAUAAAUACUUAAAGCUGAACUGUAUCUAAUUACUUCGUUUUGUGGUUUUCUCUUAAGUAUGCUUUGGUGUAUGGCAUGAAAAAUGUCUCAAGACAGCGGACAAAGACUGGGAUUUAUCAGAUACCGAUCCCUCGUCAGAUGAGUACAUCCCUGACACAGAAUCAGAGCAAGAGAGCUCUGACAUGGAAUUGAGUGUAUUACCAAAAGCUCCUAAAAAACCCCGGAUGGAAGAUGACAUUGCUCAUGAAGCACCAUUAGCCACUAACGGGUCUUUAACUCCGAAUGUUUCCACCAAAGAUUUUGAGGAUGGCCUUGAUAAGUUGCCUAGUGAUGAUGAGCUUCCCAGUGAUGUUGAGCUAUUUGACAAUCCUGAGCUGCGUAAUCAUGAUGAGCUGCCUAAAAUUGAUGGAAGAAAGAAGACACAGAAGACUAUAAAAAGCAAUCAAAAUUACUGUUUUGUUUGUGACAAACCGCAAACAAAAAUAACUCGUCACUUCAGAAAACACAUGGCAGACAAUGCUGAAAUUGCCAAAGCAUUCAGUUACACUCCAGAAUCAAAGGACCGAAAGAUUAUUUUGGAAGAAUUGAGAAAUCGUGGCAACUUUAAGCACAACUGCAGAGUCCAAGAAAGUGGAAAGGGUGCUCUAAAAGUUAAAAGACGUUCAAAUGUGAAAAACAGCAGCGUGGGCAUCUACGAGUACUGCAUGCACUGCAAAGGCAUGUUUUGCAGAAAGGAGCUGUGGCGGCACAUGAGAAGAUGUGCUCUAAAACCUGAUGAUGAUGAUCCCGGGCAAGGUCAAGAAAGAGUUAUGAGGUUGGCAGCCGCUCAGAAUACAGCUUCCCAGCCAAUAUCCAAUGAAGUUUGGUCUUUGCUUGGAAAAAUGCAUAAAGAUAAAGUCUAUGCCACUGUCAGGAAUGAGCAUUAUCUACUCCAAUUUGCGCAAUCCCUUUUUGACGCUGAAAAGGACCCUUCCCAGCAUGCCUACAUAAGGCAGAGGCUAAGGGACCUUGGAAGGCUGUUAGUGACACUACGACAAACCACCAAGAUUUACCAUAUUGAAGAGGUUAUUAAGCCUGCCAAUUUCAUCCUCCUUACUCAAGCUGUUAAAAAAUUGUCUAGCAGCACCAGACGAAAAACCAGCCACCAAGCACCAAGUGUGGGUUUGAGAAUUGGAUUUUCCCUGAAGAAGAUCAGCGAACUGGUAAUGUUUCGUGCAAUAAUGGACGAAGAUGAACAAGCUAUGAAGUCCAUUAAGAUGUUCACCAAGCUGUAUAAGACCAAGUGGCCUGAGUUCGUGUCACGUCCAGCUCUUGCAAAACUCCGGGAGGCGAAGAUGAACAAAGCCUGUUCACUUCCUCUUGCGAGAGAUGUCCAGAAGCUCCACCUGCAGCUCAAAAAACGGGCUAAAUUGGCCACCCAAAAGCUUACCUGUACUCCAUCAAGACGCACUUAUGCAGAGCUAGCAAGAAUUGUUCUCAGUCAGGUGAUUGUAUUCAAUCGCAGAAGAUCAGGUGAAGUGUCCAGGAUCACUCUUCAACAAUUUGAGGGCAGGGAUAUGUCGAAGCUCAAUGAUGACAUAAGCUUAGGACUAACUGCUGUGGAAAAAAAACUCUGCGAGAAGUUUGCACGAGUGGAAUUGAGGGGCAAAAAAAAGAGAACAGUGGCUGUUAUCCUGACUCCGGAAAUGACGGACUCCCUGUCUCUUCUCGUGAGCAAGAGAAAGGACUGCCAAGUUCUUCAGGAAAAUCCCUACCUCUUUGCUGUGCCAAGAUGUGGUGGUUAUUACAGAGGGCAGCGCUGCGUGCGCUUCUUUGCCGACAAUUGUGGAGCAGAAAAGCCAGAAAGUUUGACCUCAACAAAUCUUCGGAAACAAAUUGCGACUCUAAGUCAGACCGUCAAUUUAAAAGACAAUGAGUUGGAUCAACUGGCCGAUUUCCUGGGGCAUAAUAUAAGGGUGCACAGGGAAUAUUACCGUCUGCCCCAAUCAACGAUCCAGCUCGCAAAAAUAUCAAAAUUACUGCUUGCCAUGGAGGGAGGGCAUGUGGAGGCCAUACAAGGCAUGACCCUGGAUCAGAUUGGUGAAAACAUGGAGGCCUUGUCAUCUUCAAACCCUGGAUCACUUCCGCUCUCUGGCAUUGAAACUCAAGAUAACAUGGAGGAUGACAUGGCAUCUUUGCCUUCUACAAGCCAUGGAAGUCUGUGCUCUGAUACUCCAAAUCCAGAUAACUUGGAGGAUGACAUGGAGAAUGACGUGGCAUCUUUGCAUUCUACAAGCCAUGGAAGUCUGUGCUCUGAUGCUCCAAAUCCAGGUAGAGCUGUGGCGAUGACCGCGGUGCCAAUAGCACCUCAGCGGUGGGUACUCAAACCACCGCCACAACCGCACGUCCCUUGCAUGCGCAGAUAAAACGAUAAUCAUUAAGCUGCUGAUGCAUAUCUGAUAUCAAUUGUUAGACAAAGCCAAGUUAUUGAUUUUAAGUCUCUUAAGUUGUUGUGUAUUGUGUCUUAAAUACAGUCUCUGUGCACUGUGCGCUUCGCAUUUCCAUGCAGAGUGCUCUUGAUGACGGACGUAUUGUAAGCAACUGUAAUAAUGCUAAAACAAGAGUAACGUUAUGACAUUGUUUCAAAUGUAAUUUUGCCUCAGCCAAAUUUGUGAUCCAUGAUCCACAUAAAAAAAUGCGUCGGGAAGGAGACCAAAUGGGAAAAACGUAUUAAUGGGUGGUACCACCGCACACGGCGCUGUUAAUGGUUGCGUGUGGUUCAGGUUCCCCAUUUAGUUUGCUUUUAAUGUGUCUAAAUGAUAAAUGAUGUUAUAUAUGUUAUAUAAAUGUUAUGAUAUUUAUGAUGAACUCAUAAAUGGGCUUAUUUGUUUGCUAGAUAAUAUGGAGGACGACAUAACAUCUUUGCCGUCUACAAGCCAUGGAAGUCUGUGCUCUGAUACUCCAAAUCCAGGUAUGAUUGACAAUCUUGCAAAACCACUCCCACUAAGAUACCCCUUGAUCUGAUUGCAAUAACACUGCAAGUUGUGAAAUUUUUAAUUUCAUAACAUACAUUUUGAAUGGCAACAUUUCGAAAAAAGGCAGCAAAUGCCAAUAUCCCCUCGCUUUAAAGAUUCAUUAAAUGUAUUUAAAAAUUAACCAGUUCAUCUACAGCUAUGCUUAAAAGUUUAGGAGCAGUAUCUAGGCAAAUUGAUGUACAGCGGCUUGUGUAAGUAUUCAUACCCCUGUUCAAAGUCAGGUUUUUGUUCUUAAAAAAUAACAAAAUGGCCAGUACUAUCAUAACUUUUCCCACCUUAACUACACUCACCGGUCAUUUUAUUAGGUACACCUUGCUAGUGCUGGGUUGGACCCCCUAUUACUUUCAAAACUGCCUUAACUGCCUGAAACAACAUUCAGGUAGGCUGUGGCAUUCCAACAAGACCCAGUUGGUACUAAGGGGCCAAAUUCUGGCUUAGAAAAUAUCCCUACGCCAUUGCACUACCAGCCCACACCAUUGAUGAAAGGCGGAGCCGAUCCAUGCUGUCAUGUUGUUGUCAUCAAAUUCUGACCAUACCACCCAAACAUUGCAGUAGCAAUCAAGAUUCAACAGACCUGGCAAUAUUAUUCCAAGCCAUAUUGUCUAAUCAUGGUGAGCCAAUGCAAAUUAUAGCCUCAUUUUCCACUUACAGGAAUGGCACCUAAUAUGAUUUUCUGCUGUUGUAGCCCAUCUGCCCAAAGCUGCGACAUGCUGUGCAUUCAGAGAUACUCAUGUGCAUACCUUGGUUGUAACAAGUGGUUAUUUGAGCUACAGUUGGCUUUGUAUCAGCUCAAACAAAUUUGGCUAUCUGCACAUGUCUUUUGUGCAAAAAUGGGACAUUUCGGGGACAUCUUGUUUGUAACCUGGCUUCACAUAGACACCGUCUAGUGCUUCCAGUACUCACAUUCAGGUUUAGAUCUUCUUUAAUCUGACUGGGGCUAAUCAUUGGCUGAGUCUUUGCUACAUUGCUGCAUCCGUUUAAGGUGUUGUCAGUCAUGGUCUUCCUCGUCUUUCUGGUUUUGGAUGAAUUUUUUAAGCAUUUCAUGUCAUUUUAGCUGAACAGCCAACAAUAGUUUACAGCAAUGCCCCCCUGAAUCUGACUGUUGUGAUCGAUUGAAUUCUAAAUAUGAUGCCUCUUUUUUCGACAGAUGUAAUUAUCAAUCAAAGAAAAUCUGUGAAGCGGCCCUGGACAAAGGAGGAGACAUCAGCAGUAAUGAGGCACAUGGGGCAUUUGAUCAAGAAUGGGCUCCUUGCAACAAAGGCUCAGUGCCUUGCGUGUAAACAAAAGGAGCCAGCAUUGUUGGACAGACGCACAGCACAAAAUAUUCGAGAUUUUGUUAGGAACAAAGGUUUAACCUUUAAAAAACAAAAACUCGACUGAGAGUUUCUCGUUCUCCUCCUCAUUGUUCUUAUUUCUGAGACGUGCUGUCCAUUCGGAAAGUAUUCACAGCGCCUCAGCUCUUCUUCAUUUUGUUGUUACAGCCUUAUUCCAAAAUAGAUUAAUUUCUUUUCCCUUCAGAGUUUCCCAUAGUUAUGAGCAUGGGACUAAAUGUGACUUGUUAGCGAUUGCCAAGACGAGGAGACUUCAGCACUUUAUGUGAGAGUUCUAGGUUCAUUGCAUCUGUGAUGUUGUGUUUAGGGAUGCACCGAGUAGCUGUAUCAGUAUUGGCCCCGAUACUUGGUCAUUGUACUCGUACUCGCCAAACACUUGUGGAAUAGCAGUACUUGGGUCUGGUAUCUGCAAAACAAAGCACCAUCUUGUCACAAACCAUUGAUUAGAAAGCAGCAUAGAGAAAAAAUUACUCAGUUUGAUUCAAUGUACACUGCUCAAAAUAAUCAGAGGAACGCUUCAUUUCAAGUUCAUUGCACUCACAAAUUGGAGCAUUGGCGUUUUCCACCCAGUCAGUU
Messenger RNA from Engraulis encrasicolus (European anchovy), 5120 nucleotides. RefSeq lists its product as uncharacterized. Bases 382 to 2604 code for a protein of 740 amino acids. The record is from RefSeq and is a predicted model, not a curated record. NCBI's taxonomy places the organism in Eukaryota, Metazoa, Chordata, Actinopteri, Clupeiformes, Engraulidae. The transcript has 6 exons.